Messenger RNA from Paramuricea clavata, 648 nucleotides. The record is from the annotation of a GenBank genome assembly. Lineage: Eukaryota; Metazoa; Cnidaria; Anthozoa; Malacalcyonacea; Plexauridae.
AUGUUUAUUUGUUUAGAUCAAUGUACUACGACCUCGGACUCCGAAUUCAAAGAUUUUAAUGAUGUUCUUUUGCUGACAGUGGACGAUACGGAGUUUAAAGAAGCGCAAAAAAUAUUAAAGAAUGUCGAAAUACACAGCAAGAAAGACAAAAGUGACAAAAACUGUUGCUUUGGAGAAAUAGGUAGAAAUAAAGUGACGCUCUUGAAAGUUCCACACUUCGGCAAGACCGACGCUUCGUCAGGACAUAACGUUCUGGUUUAUGACACAGUCCAAGAACUUAAACCGAAAGCUAUUGUUAGUCUGGGAGUUUGCGAUGGUGUAAGGAAAGAAGCACAUUUCCUUGGUGAUGUCAUCGUGUCAUCACAAGUUUACUUUCUUGAGCAACAGCAUGACGAUUUGUCAGAUUUUGAUUGUACAGCGUAUGACUGCAAUUUGGGACUGGUGCAUUUGUUCGACCGUGGGAAAUUUGCGUGGGUUGGUCCUUGUGAAAAUGUAGUAGUUCCAAAAGUACGUGUUGGUCAGUUGACGACAGGUUUACAAGAUGGUGACGACAAAAAGAGGGAUUCGCACAAAGCGGGAACCAUUGGAGUAGACACAGGGGCAAAAAGUAGGUAUACUAAUGCGAGUGAUCGGACUUAUUUCCUGUGA